UAUGUAUUAUCCAUCUUCAACUACAUAUACAACAUAAAGUUAUAGAAAGUUCAAAAAAUAAGAGGAUAGAGUUGAAAAUACAAAUGCAAUACAGGAUUACCAUUUAUAAAGAACACUCAAAUAGGUUGAAUAGUUACAAAGAGAUCUAGAAUAAGCUAAGAUGGAAGAAUAAAGUAUUGAUAUCAUUUAUAAAUAGAUAGUUAGAAGUAAAGAAGGUAAGCUGAAGAAAAACUCUAUCACUUUUAAUUAAAAUAUGAUGAUAUGAAUAAAGAAUGUAUGAAUUUAAGAGAAAAAAUUGCAAAAGCAGAAGGAGAUAGACAAGUCAUUAGAGCAUAAGGUGAAGGGGAAGUAAAGGCAUUGAAUGUAUAAAUUAAUUAUUUGGAAAAAUAAAUUUCAGAACUUAAAUUAGAAAAUGAGAAAUUAAAAAGGGAAAAUGAAUAACUACAUUAUCAAGUAUUGGACGCAAAAAAUUUAUCUAAAAAACCAAUAUAAAAUAUACCUUAAAAUACAUAAUAAUAAUAAUAAUAAUAAAGACCUUAAUCAUACUAUUGA
Paramecium pentaurelia is the source of this 552-nucleotide messenger RNA. The record is from the annotation of a GenBank genome assembly. NCBI's taxonomy places the organism in Eukaryota, Ciliophora, Oligohymenophorea, Peniculida, Parameciidae.